AGUUCGUGGAAACGCGAAGCAUUGUGAAUUCCGGUUCUCUCUUCAUUCUGCUGCCCCACGUUUCUCUCAGUCUCCACUGACCCAGGAGAGCCGCGACGUUGACUGAGGGUUCCGUUACCUACAUUUCUUGCCGGUCCAAAAUCUUUUAUCGGGUUUGUGUUUCUUUUCACCAACAACUCUCUAACGAAGCCUCAGCCAUGGCGGCGAGUGCAAAGAAAAAGCAGGAGGAGAAACACCUGAAGAUGCUUAGAGAAAUGACGAGUUUGGCCCCUAACAGAAAGUGCUUUGACUGUGAUCAGCGCGGCCCGACCUAUGCCAACAUGACGGUGGGCUCUUUCGUCUGUACCUCCUGUUCAGGCAUCCUACGAGGCCUGAACCCUCCCCACAGAGUGAAGUCCAUUUCCAUGACGACGUUCACGCAGCAGGAAAUUGAGUUUCUACAGAAACACGGGAACGAGGUAUGCAAACAGAUAUGGCUGGGCCUGUAUGACGACAGAACCUCGGCCGUCCCAGACUUCAGAGAACCGCAGAAAGUCAAAGAGUUCCUUCAAGAAAAAUACGAGAAAAAGAGAUGGUAUGUUCCUCCAGACCAGGCGAAGGUGGUAGCAUCUGUCCAUGCCUCCAUCUCUGGUUCGUCUGCCAGCAGCACCAGUAGCACCCCCGAGGUACGACCGCUCAAAACAUUACUGGGGGACUCCGCACCCACUCUACAUCUCAACAAAGCCACCCCCAGCCAGUCUCCCGUAGUGUCACGUGCUCAGAUGAGCCAACAGCAGUUUCAGGAGAAAAAGUUUGACCUUCUCAGUGACCUGGGCGGAGACAUCUUCGCUGGCCCGCCCUCUCAGUCCGCUGGCUCCGCCAACUUUGCAAACUUUGCACAUUUCAACAGCCAUCCAGCGCAGAAUGCUAACGCAGGUGCAGACUUUGCCAACUUUGAGGCGUUUGGGAAUUCUGCCGCUGCUGCCGCCGCCACUGCUCCAGCUCCAUUCCCAUCUGCCCCUCAGGCCCCUUUCCCGCCCGCCCCGGCAGCGUUCUCUGCUCUCUCAUCCAGCCACAGUAUGGGUGAGUUCACCUCUGCUCCGCCGUUCCUCCCUGCACACAGUGGCUCCACGGGAUUGGCGAACGCCAAUUUCGCAAAUUUCGACAACUUCCCCAAGUCGUGUAGCGCCGACUUCGGCUCCUUCGGCUCUUGCCCGAGCGACUUGACGGGAGGGCAGGCCAAGGGCUCCGCCAAGGGAGGCAGCAUCCCCGCCGACCGCUACGCCGCCCUGGCCGACCUGGACAACAUCUUCAGCUCAGGCAAACCCGAACAAGGCGGCGGUGGUUCCAGCGGAGCAAGCUCCGCUCCUCCGUCAGCAGGAGCGGGCCCUCCCCCGGCUCAGGUGGCAGUGUCAGGGGGAGAUCGCUACGCCGCCCUGGCCGCGCUGGACAACGUCUUCAGCUCCUCCGCUCCGCCCACCAGCGUUUACAACAGCAGCAGCACCACACAAGGGAGCGUGUUCGGGACUGGAACGGGCGUGACCGCCUCCCAGCCGCAGCAAGGCCUUCAGGACUUUGCAGGCACCUCAACAAAUCCGUUUGUAGCUGCAGUACCACCGACUGCCGCCGCCACCAACCCCUUCCAGACCAAUGGGAGAGCAGCAGCCGUGGCAUCAGCAGCCUCCUUCGGCACAGGGUCGAUGAGCAUGCCGGCUGGGUUUGGGAAUGCUCCUGCCUACAACCUCCCAACCAGCUUCAGCGGAACCUUCCAGCAACCUUUCCCCGGUCAGGCCUUCCCACAGCCGCAGGCCUACCCACAGCAACCCAACGGUUUUGCAGCUUUCGGUCAAGCUAAGCCUGUGCUCACUCCGUUUGGACAGACCAUGGCUGGACCCGGAGUCUCAAGUAACCCUUUCCUUGCCGGAGCCCCUGCCGGACAGUUCCCAUCGGGAAACUCCUCUACAAAUCCGUUCUUAUAGCAUGCCCUGUCCCAACAGCGCCACCUACUGGGCUGGAUCUGCGGCGUGUUCGCACCUCUUGCACUGUUUUGUUUCACAAGUAGCUUUAAAAAAAAAAAAAGAAAAGGAGAAAACAAACAUGUUUCUAACGUUUUUAUUGAAUUUUAAGAACAAAGCAAAAGACUCGAUCCAAACGACAGCGGAGAUGGCAUCUGUGACAAUAUCCAUGGCAACUGUAAACAAAACAAGGUAUUGGGGUGCAGAGAGAGAGAGAGAGAGGAAGUUUCUCUCCUUUCUCUCGUGUUUAACCUGUGAAACUGGCCUGGCCCGGGAAAUCUUAUGUUCAAAAUGGCUGAUAAUAAGUUAUUUGAAAAACGUCCCACUCAUUUAUGCUGCAAUCCUGUACAUAAUUUUUUUUUUCUUUUUCUUAGGAAAGAGGCAAAAAUUUAGCUCUUUGUGCAUAUCAGUAUUUGUAUCUUUAACACACACGUUUUAAGUCGGCGCCGUUACCAGAGGGAAUUUCCUGCUUACAUGAAGAGCCAAGUCAGCCCUCGUGUUCCCAACCCCCCCCCCCCCCCCCGGACAUUUCAGCAUCCGUCACAAAGGAGCACCUGUGGGCUGCUGGCCGUUUUUUUUUGGGG
Messenger RNA from Chanos chanos (milkfish), 2578 nucleotides. It is a transcript of the gene agfg1a, whose product is annotated as ArfGAP with FG repeats 1a. The coding region runs from base 198 to 1958 and encodes 586 amino acids. Gene Ontology annotation, biological process: acrosome assembly; spermatid nucleus differentiation; intermediate filament organization. The transcript has 14 exons. Gene Ontology annotation, molecular function: GTPase activator activity. Gene Ontology annotation, cellular component: cytoplasmic vesicle; membrane; cytoplasm. The record is from RefSeq and is a predicted model, not a curated record. Lineage: Eukaryota; Metazoa; Chordata; Actinopteri; Gonorynchiformes; Chanidae.